AUGACUGCUCGCGAUCAAAUUCGAGCAAUGUUGGAUCAAUUAAUGGGAACCGAUAAUGGUUCAACUAAAUCAAGUAUGUCGUUUGAAGAUCGUCGAGUUUGUCGACCAUUUUUAUUAAAUUGUUGUCCACAUGAAAUUCUAUCUGGAACGCGUGUUGAUUUGGGUGAAUGUACAAAAAUUCAUGAAUAUGCUUUACGUGCAGAUUAUGAACGAGCAGCAGCUACACGUGAUUUAUAUUAUGAAAUGGAUGCAUUAGAUAUGUUGAAUAAAUUUGUUGCUGAAUGUGAUCGAAAAACUGAACAUGCUAAACGAAAACUUCAUGAAACACAAGAAGAAUUAGGUGAAGAAGCUGCACGAAAAAUGAAUACAAUUCAUGAACUUGGUGAACAAAUUGGUACAAAAUUAGCUAAAGCUGAAGAAUUAGGUGCACAAGGUUUAGUUGAUGAAUCAAUGAAAUUAUUAGAAGAAGUUGAAGCAUUAAGAAAAGCUAAAUUAGAAGCUGAACAAGAAUUUCGUUCAACAAUGCCAGCAUCAACAUAUCAACAACAAAAAUUACGUGUAUGUGAAGUAUGUUCAGCUUAUUUAGGUAUACAUGAUAAUGAUCGUCGUUUGGCUGAUCAUUUUGGUGGAAAAUUACAUUUGGGUUUUAUACAAAUACGUGAAAAAUUAGCGGAUUUAAAAAAACGUGUCAAUGAUUUAAAUGAAAAACGUGAUCUUGAAAGACAAAAUCGUCGAAAUUCACCAUCACCAUCAUCACGAAAUAAUCGUCGAAAUGAUGAUAGAGAUAGAAAUAAUUAUCGUUCAUCACAUCGUAGUAAUAGUCGAUCAAAAAAAACUUCUAACAAAGAUAAAGAUCGACGACGAUCACGUUCAAAAUCUGAUCGUCGUUCAUCAAAAUAUUCACGUAGUCAUCGUUCACGUUCACGUUCUCAUGGUCGACGACAUAGUAAACGUUCUCGUUCACGUUCUGGUUCAUCACGUCGUCAUCGUCGUUCACGAUCACAUUCUGGAACAUCAUCAUCUAAACGUCAUCAUCGUCAUCAACAUCAUUCAAAAUCACCUGUACACUCAUCAUCAAAUUCAAAAUAUAAUGAAAGCAAUGAUUCUCAACGUAAAAAUAAACCUGAUGAUAAUGUAUCAACUAAUCAUGUUGAUGAUGAUGAAGAAACAACACGUAUUCUUGAAAAUAUUCAAAGAAAGUUCGAUUUUGAAUUUCGUCUUACUUGUUAUUUAAUUAUUUGGUUAAUAUUAAUUUUUAUUACAAUUCUUCUUGCUUGGCAUCGUUAUAAUUGUAGUAUUAUUCAACAAUUGUAUAAAAAAUCUUCAAAUUUUGAAUUUCACGGUCGAUCACGAUCACAUAGUUUAUUGAAGACAUUAAAUACAAAUUCUAUUAGUACCAGCGCCGUUGCUUCUUCAAAAAAACUUGAUUAA
Rotaria sp. Silwood1 is the source of this 1431-nucleotide messenger RNA. NCBI's taxonomy places the organism in Eukaryota, Metazoa, Rotifera, Eurotatoria, Philodinida, Philodinidae. The record is from the annotation of a GenBank genome assembly.